AUGGAACUAGAACUCAGUACUAGAAUCGUGUCAGCAAAAGAAAGUGAAAAACGAUUUGUGAAAUUGGAACAGAAGCAGUUGCAAAAUGAUAAAGAGAAGAGUAACUAUAUUGUCUCGAUGCUAGCACAACUAAAUCAAGGAAAUCAAACAGUCUCACAAAAUGAUAAUACUCCAGCUUCUGAUAUAUCUGAUAAAGCUUUAAAUUCUGAUAUGACUCAAGAGACAAAGACUCAGCUGGAGAUAUACAAUGAACGAAUUAGUAAUGAGAUUAGAGAGAUAAAUCGAGAAAAAAAGUUAUUACAGAGUGAUGAAGCUUCCAAUUCUCAGAACUCUGGCUUAUCUUCAGAUAUUUCUUCUGAAAUAAAGAUAAAGAUGAAAACACCUGAAAUAGAUAUACAGCCUUUGGUACAGGAAUUAUUUCUAGAACUUUCAGAAGCCCAUACGGAAGAGACUGGGCUCGAUCCCUGGGUAAAGCCUGAAUCUUCACGAAUCGAAAAGGAUACUGAUGAUCAUAUCUUACAGGACAGUUUACCGGAAACUCAGAUAGUAGCGCCAAACAAAAUUUACACCUCCUCAAUUUCCAAGAUUGAUCCAAACAAAAAUCGCCUUUAUCAGUAUGCCAUCGAACAUGGAAUAAAUCCCAAAGAAUUUUCGAUUAUUACAGAGGCUGAGAAAAAUAGGUGGACCAUGGAAUGUUUUCAUCGGGAGAGGCUGGUCGGUGAAGAGUUAUUACGUCAAGCUAUACUAAAAAGUGGUUUGAGUACUGCAUGGCUCGAUGAUCUUAUGGAAAAAAUCCAUGCUCAAUUCACACAGAUAUCUUUUGAGGAAAAGACUUUAUUUGUACUGUGGGUAAAUAUUCAAUCUACACCAUCUAAACGACAAUUCCCAAUUUCUGUUCUACCAAGCAAUCCCGAAGAAAUGCAACAACACGUUAUUAACAUGGUAGUAGAGUGA
This is a messenger RNA of Paraglomus brasilianum, 954 nucleotides long. Lineage: Eukaryota; Fungi; Glomeromycota; Glomeromycetes; Paraglomerales; Paraglomeraceae. The record is from the annotation of a GenBank genome assembly.